Messenger RNA from Nannizzia gypsea CBS 118893, 537 nucleotides. RefSeq lists its product as hypothetical. NCBI's taxonomy places the organism in Eukaryota, Fungi, Ascomycota, Eurotiomycetes, Onygenales, Arthrodermataceae. The record is from RefSeq and is a predicted model, not a curated record. The coding region runs from base 1 to 537 and encodes 178 amino acids. Gene Ontology annotation, biological process: eisosome assembly; protein localization to plasma membrane. Gene Ontology annotation, cellular component: eisosome; plasma membrane. The transcript has 3 exons.
AUGCCUGAUGCGGCAAAAUGGGGCAGCGCGGCCCUUCGGUUCAUUCAGCUUGCCCUUGCGGUCAUUGUUAUGGCCCUGAUAGGAAAUAUGAUUGACGAUGCUAUACGCGGCAGCUCGUCAGUGGUCAACUACAAUUUAUUCGUAUCAGCAUUUAUCUUGUUGUCCUUACUCUAUCUUAUUCCGGCAUCACUCAGCGACACGGUCAUGUUCCAUCCUGUCCUAACGUUCAUUAUCGAUGCCCUCUGCUGUGUCUUUGCCUUCUGCGGAGCUAUUGCUCUUCCUGCCAGACAGCACGUGCAUAGUUGUUCUAACAGGGCAUACACCUCCACCAACCCGGUGAGCAGAGGAUCGAAAUCCCUGGAGAAAACUUGCCGUGAAGGUCAGGCAGCCACUGCAUUCUUGUGGUUCUUGUGGUUCGCCUUUUUGCUGUCCACCCUAUAUUCCCUCUGGCGUGUCAAACAGCGCUACUCCGGAGGUGGAGACCGCCAACGCACAUCACCCAACCGUGGACAAACGCCAACGAUGUCCCAGGUAUAA